This is a messenger RNA of Doryrhamphus excisus (bluestripe pipefish), 827 nucleotides long. RefSeq names its product thialysine N-epsilon-acetyltransferase-like. Lineage: Eukaryota; Metazoa; Chordata; Actinopteri; Syngnathiformes; Syngnathidae. Gene Ontology annotation, molecular function: N-acetyltransferase activity. The record is from RefSeq and is a predicted model, not a curated record.
AGAACUUCCUGUUUGUGGAAAAAGUACGAAAUGUUCCAGGUUGCUGUUGUGAAUCCAUAGAGUGCAGCUGGCUGCUGUAAAGAUGAACUUCACCAUUCGCCCUGCAGUUAAAGCAGACUGCAAAGACAUAUGGAGACUAAUAAGGGAGUUGGCAAUUUAUGAAAAAGUGGUCAACAAGGUGGUACUGUCUUAUGAAGAAUUUGAGCAGGAUGGUUUUGGCAAAAAACCCUUGUUUGAAUCCUUGGUUGCAGAAGUACCUGAGGAGAAUAAAUCUAAAGAAGGAUUCACAGUAGUUGGUGUCGCACUUUACUAUUACACAUAUUGCACGUGGAAUGGACGGGCGGUGUUUUUGGAGGAUUUGUAUGUGAUGCCAGGAUUCAGAGGUUUUGGCAUUGGAAAAAGCUUACUGAGCACACUUGCUAAGGUGGUGCUAGAGAAGUCUUGUAAAUUGAUGGAGGUGAAUGUGAUGGCCGAGAACAGUCAAUCAAGAGCCUUCUAUACUGCUGCAGGAGCUUGGGAUGUCACUGUCAUGGAUAACUGGCACACACUUUGUUUUGAUGGAAAAAGCCUCCACAAAUUAGCCAACAAAGAUCCUGAAAGUUGAAAUUGGCAGUGAAAUCCAAAUGCUGAGAAGGAAAUAUACGUAAACUUGAAAUCCAUGCUACUAUUGCUGAAUCUCAAGCCAGUGUAUGUUGUCUGAAUCAUUGUGAUCAGACCCAUUCAUGUUGAUGGAAAGCCAAGGGUAACUAAAAUAAGUGAGUCUCUUGUAGCCUAAGUAUACAAAAGAGUAGGGGUGAGCAGUAGGCUUAAUUAAUCAUACAAUAAAU